Molecule: messenger RNA, 1473 nt
Organism: Camelina sativa (false flax)
Lineage: Eukaryota; Viridiplantae; Streptophyta; Magnoliopsida; Brassicales; Brassicaceae
Source: RefSeq, a predicted model, not a curated record
AUGCAGCAGCCAACAUCCCUUAUAGCUAAGGUUUUGAAGGCCAAAUACUACCCAAAGCAGAGUCUGCUCACCUCAGCAUGUAAAGCGAACUCCAGCUACGCUUGGAAGAGCAUAUUCCAAGGUAUUAAGCUUAUCUCUACAGGCCUCAAAUACAUCGUGGGUAAUGGGAAACAAAUUAAUGUAUGGCAGGAUCCGUGGUUACAUCUCAACCCACCAAGACCAGCUCGAGGACCUGGAGCAUCCACUAACCCAAACCUGAAAGUUAGUGAUCUACUAUUACACGGGCAUUGGAAUGAACCUCUUCUCAACAACAUCAUUCACCAUGAGGAUAUCCCACAUAUUAAAAACAUACGACCAUCUAUCACAGGAGCGGAUGAUGUGCUUACCUGGAUUCAUACUAAAGAUGGGCUCUAUUCAGUUAAAUCCGGGUAUCAUGUUCAACGAAAACUUUCUCAUAAUACCAUUCAGGAUAAACCUUUUGCAAGACUUUGGAAACAAAAUAUGCCUCAGAAAAUUAAGCACUUUUGGUGGCGAUGUCUUCAUAAUGUGGUUCCAACUGCAGAAAACUUAAAGAAAAGAAGGAUGUUGAAGGAUGACACUUGUCAGAGAUGUGGUGAGGCACCAGAGACUAUCAAUCAUUUACUCUUCCAAUGCCGUAUAAGCAAGGAGAUAUGGGAUCUCACAGCAAAUUUUAAUGGUAUAAGAUCACCUUUCUACCUUAACUCUGUUGAUCAGAAUAUAGAACUAUUGCUGAAUCUAAAUAACAACCAAAGGAAGGAUGCAAGUUUAUUCCCUUUCAUUGGUUGGCGUAUCUGGAAAAUGCGUAAUGACUUGAUUUUCAAUAAUAAAAGAUGGUCCCUUCCAGAUACAAUUAAUAAGGCCAUUCUUGAUUUUCAGCAAUGGAAAGAAAGUUAUAGCAUUAACAAACAUGAUUCACAGAAGUAUACAGUUCCGGAACAUCAUAAGCAUCAAUCCUCUGCAACAAACACUUCAAUUAGUUCCAUUACUAAAGAAGCAAAAGGUUAUUGUUGUUUUGUUGAUGCGUCGUGGAACUCUCCUAAUGAUUCUACAGGGAUUGGCUGGGCUUUAUACAAUAAAAAUGCACAAAUUGUUCUCAAAGGCAUGGUAUCUAUCAAUCCUAUGAGUACACCUCUGGAGGUUGAAGCCGAAGCAUUAAGAAUGGCAGUACUUCAUACUAACAGGCUGGGAUACACCAAUGUGGUCUUCUUUGGUGAUGCAGAGAGCUUGUAUCAGCAGACAAGUCGUAUUUUCUCUGGUAAUCAUCGAUGUCAUCAAGCUGAUCACACUAUAUUGGCGACCCUUUUAAAGGACAUUGAGAACAUUGCUCGGUCAUAUGAAACUAUCAAUUUUGUUAAAAUCCCACGGUUUCUGAAUGGUGUAGCUGAUGGUCUAGCAAAACAAGCUAGGAUAAAUCGAUCAAGUUUUGUAAUCUCAUGGAACCAUGUAAAUUGA